Messenger RNA from Cladophialophora carrionii CBS 160.54, 846 nucleotides. RefSeq lists its product as uncharacterized. The record is from RefSeq and is a predicted model, not a curated record. Gene Ontology annotation, cellular component: plasma membrane. The transcript has a single exon. Lineage: Eukaryota; Fungi; Ascomycota; Eurotiomycetes; Chaetothyriales; Herpotrichiellaceae. Bases 1 to 846 code for a protein of 281 amino acids.
AUGACCACGUCAACAUUACGCGCCGUCGCCUUGACUUCGGCUUUCGUUCUCCUCGCCUCGCCGGUGGCUGCCCAGGACGACUCCGGUGCGACGCCCACGAGUGCACCCAAGGCCAUCACCACGUUAGGCUGCUACAACCACCCUGACCCGCUCACAGUUCAAGGGAAUUACGACUUUCAAAGUUCAGGGUACUGCCAAACACAAUGUGUGACCAUGAACAAGCCUGUCAUGGCCAUAACGGGAGGCUCGACCUGUUAUUGUGGUGAUGAGAUACCUGCUUUGGACCAAGAGGUUGAUCAAGACAAAUGCGAUACCGUGUGCGCUGGCUACGGGUUAUCAACCUGCGGCGGGAUUGGGUACUGGCAGGUUUACCUGACUGGAUUGACUGGAGACGUGGAGACCGCCCCCAACAGCACGUCGAGUACGAGCUCAUCUUCUCCACAAGGUACCGCGGGUUCUGGUUCAACUAGCACUCAGCCCGCGGUUGUGACCCAGCCCGGCCAAACCGUCGUGGUAACUCAGUCUGCCUCCGCUCUUGCCAGCCAAGACAAGUCGUCCGGCGGCUCCAACAAGGUCGCCAUUGCCGUUGGCGUUGUUGUCGGUAUUGUUGGUCUUGCCGGCAUCAUAGGAGGCGUUCUGCUCUACAUGAGACACAAGCGGAAUCGCGAGAUUGAAGAAGAACACCGCCGUAAUGCGGCUGUGAGCUCUUUUGUCGGCUCCGCGGCGUCGGACAAGUCUUCGACGGACCAACGACUCGAUCCAUCCAUCUACUCACAUCGCCGACAAAGCAUUGGCAGCAUUGCUGAUGAGAGGGACUUUUCAAGGAGGAUAUUACAGGUAUGUUGA